This is a messenger RNA of Hirsutella rhossiliensis, 1350 nucleotides long. Its product is annotated as UPF0662 protein C30C2.08. The record is from RefSeq and is a predicted model, not a curated record. The transcript has 5 exons. Lineage: Eukaryota; Fungi; Ascomycota; Sordariomycetes; Hypocreales; Ophiocordycipitaceae. Gene Ontology annotation, cellular component: cytoplasm; nucleus. Bases 1 to 1350 code for a protein of 449 amino acids.
AUGGAUACGCCAUCAGUGCCGGCGCCGAGAGACGCGCGGGAGCAGGCCAUUUUGGAGCGCCUGGUGCUCAUCCGCGACCAGCUCAUGCUCCUGAAGCAGGACCGCACAACAUACAUUCGCAGCCAAGACAUCAUUCCUCUAUACGACCAGACGAUUGAGCAAGUCAAGGAACUCACCGAAAUCCGGUCCCAAUCUGACCAACAGGAAGAGAAUAGAUUGGACAGGAUCCUGGAGAGUUGCUUCCAGCUGCUUUCCCUCUUCUACCUAACCAUCGGCCGAAACAACGAGGCGCCCGCCGCCUACGCGCUGACCUCGACCAUCAAGCGACUCCUCGACCAUCUCACCGAGGUUGAGCUCUACUCCGCCAAGGACUUGGAGAGCAUCAAGUCGACGCUGAGCAGUCUAGAAAAGAGCAUCAGCACGGCCCAGAACGGCGAUGAUUCCAAGUCCCAGCACCCUCCGUACUUACUCACACUCCUGUCCAAGCGAGUCAAGCUUUGCCAGGUGACGCUAGUCAAUCUCCUCAAGCGCCUGGAGCGAAUCGGGGAGCCCCUUCUUGAGAUGCACGAGAGGUUGAUAUGCAUACUCCGCCAAAUUUCUCUGGCAAACACCAAGACAAAGUUUUCCACGACCGAAGUCCAGAAGCUGCGAAAGGAGUUGUUGGAAAUUGGCGAGCGGCGCAAAGACGGCAAAUUCACGGCAGAGGAUGGGUCUGAGCCUCAAGGAGCCGCCGAGAUUUGCGAGCUGUAUACUCGGUGUCUCAGUUGGUCCGACCUCGUCUUGGAGCGCAAGGGAAAAGUGGCCGACCAAUGGCGCCCAACAUACGAUGUCCUGGUCGGGAUCCGUAACGACCUGGAAAAGCUAUCUCUGACCCAGGCCUGGUCCUUGCGCGAGACCGACCUUUACGACUUCCAGCGCCAGCUUGACAAGAUUGACGAGAGUCGGCAGAAUGGAAACUUUUACGACGACAAGGGCAGGCCAGCGGACCUUUGGACGCAGCGGACAAUGCUCUACCUGAUUCGCCGGAGCUACGCCUACAUCUACUCGUUCAUGCUCGCCUCGGAGCCCGUCUCAGAGGCACUUCUCCCCAUAUACAACCAGCUCCAGACCCUGAAGCGAUGCUUGGUUGAGGUGAAGCACAACGGCGGUGUCUCGUCAGUCCGAGAGCUGUACCCGUACAGCAUGAAGCUCAACUCACUCGACAACAUGAGAGUAGACGGCAAGUUCGUGGUGAAUGGCGAUAUUCCGGAAGGCCAGGGAAGCGUCAGCAAGCUGCUGGCCGAGUGCUUCGACAUCAACUACGAUUUGCGAGUAGCAGCUGAAGAAGCCGCCGAGGGUGACGGAAACUAA